This is a messenger RNA of Galendromus occidentalis (western predatory mite), 1668 nucleotides long. RefSeq names its product RIPOR family member 3. The transcript has 7 exons. NCBI's taxonomy places the organism in Eukaryota, Metazoa, Arthropoda, Arachnida, Mesostigmata, Phytoseiidae. The coding region runs from base 12 to 1391 and encodes 459 amino acids. The record is from RefSeq and is a predicted model, not a curated record.
UACGAAAACGCAUGUCGAUUCGGAGUCAGAGCGCCAACCGGCUCAGCGGACUCUACGAUGGAGUGCAAGUUGGGACCGCGGGCCGAGCCCAGGGUCUUUCGCUCGGCGGGUCUUCACUGUUGCGAUCGAAAUCAUUCGCAUCGUCAUUAUCUCUGAAGAGCAACUAUGAAGAAGGUAGCGGAACGAUCGGAAAAUCUCACAACAAACUCAUUCCACACCCGGAACGAACCACAGAGCUUUUUGAAGCCAUCCUCGAUGGACUCCUGGACUGCAUCGAGGUCACGAGCGAAGACAUCCGAAAUGCUGAGAUGUCAUCGAGAGGCCGCGCACCGGAAAUCAGUUAUGUCGCCUCCCAGUACCUGCAGAGGCUCCAGACCCAGUACGAGAAAGUUGCCCGCAUGCGGGAACGGUAUAUGGUCCAAUUACGUCUUCGGGACGGGGCUACAGAGAUGGGCAGAGCCUUCGUCACCUCGUCAUUGGGUCGAACGAGAGAGAAGGCGUUGAAAGGGGUCCGGAAUACCUAUCGGGAAUGCGAGAUGACCAUGAAACUCAUCGAGUCGCAGCUCGAGACCGAAUGCAUGGGAAGUCUGCAUCUUCAGAUAAGCUGCAUCCAAGGCUUCGCGCGAGUCUGUCCCGGAGACCAAUUUCUGAUAACGUUGCGGCACGGCGACAAGAAAUGGAAAUCGAGGGGGAAAGUAGAAAAGUCUCAGAACCAGUUAUGGGAAAACAGAGAGAACAUUUUCCGGAUAAACCCGUGGUACGAUCUCCGCAUCAAAGCUGUCGAGCUGAAGGGUCUCGGACGUUCGGUGCAGCUCGGCGAGAGGAAUUGCGACGUUGUGAAACUCAUGCGAGCUCAAGCCCAGAUGAUGAAUGUGAAGUUCGGGACCAGUGGGUCGCUGCAACUCGAGCUCGUGGUCGUCUGGAAUCCUCUGCACGGGGCAGAAGAAGCCAAUGACACUAUAUCGAAGAAGCAUCAACCCGUAUCAGCUUAUCUGAUCAACCAAAGCGGACUUCCGCCAACCCCGCCGUCGAGCGGAUACGCGAGCAAGUCUCCUGUAGUUUCCCGAGCGGGAACAGACUCAUCUGCCGGGUCGAUGCGGGGAGUCGAAGACGCGUUGGAAGCAUUCUCGUUCCUCGACGAUCAAGACGACGAUCAUCACCUCCAUCACACACAUCAUUCCAGAAACAAUUCUCCGUUGAUACCCAACGGAAACAGCUGGGCGAGACGAAAGCCGAAUGAGGGAUGGCAAACCUUGAACGGGCAUCCGCAAGCAUUCAAUCCCUACCUACGACCGCCCAGCGCCGACCCCCAACCAGUCUACACGGACACCAGACGAGACACUCGAAUCAUUAACGGGUACGAGUCGAACACGAUAUCGUACCGGCUUUGAACCUGAUCCAGACCUACAUGGUUCCCGUCUUCCACGUGGAUUAGGAAGACAAAAUAUUGUACUUUAUGUAGUUUGAUUGGACGGCAGGCACACGUGUAAGAGUUCCAGUAUCUCCUGUAAUGACUUCAAAUGGCCCCAAUAACAAGAAGAUAGCGAUAUUACUUUAAGUGAAAGAUUGAUAAUAAGUUUCUAGUCCAUCCAUUGAUAAAUGUCAGCGGAGAUGAAACGAUUCGAAGAAGGAACGUUGUUCGCUAAAUAAAAAGUUUGUACACCUGUU